This is a messenger RNA of Notodromas monacha, 5310 nucleotides long. Lineage: Eukaryota; Metazoa; Arthropoda; Ostracoda; Podocopida; Cyprididae. The record is from the annotation of a GenBank genome assembly.
AUGUGCGGGUGGAUCUGCGAUGCUCGCGACGUUUUUAGCAGUGUUCCUGUCAUGGGUUUGGAAUCCGAUUCAUGCCCAAUCCAGACCACCGCAAUUCGAUUCAAGUGGACGAGGAUACAAAAGAACGAUCCUGCUUCCAGCUUCUGUGCCAGUGUUUCAGCCCAAUCAGUGUUCCUGUCGUGGGUUUGGAAUCCGAUUCAUGCCCAAUCCAGACCACCGCAAUUCGAUUCAAGUGGACGAGGAUACAAAAGAACGAUCCUGCUUCCAGCUUCUGUGCCAGUGUUUCAGCCCAAUGGGACACCCGUCUAUAGACUGCUGGUGUAUGACUACGAUCAAGCUACUCCCCUGCGCUUCACUCUCCUAGGGGCAGGAGCAGUGAAUGCUUUCCGGAUUCGAGCUUUGCCCUGUGAUGCAGGAAGUACCGUAUGUUAUGCGGAAAUAUACCUCAUUAAGCCUGUCGAGGCUGGAAGGAUUUUCGACACCAUCCUUGAAGCGACCAACAAAAAUGGCGCCAAGUGCUUCAGCGGAUUCGACUCUAAGGGUCAUUCGGGUGAACAGAGACAAGGGCCAGAAUCGUUUGCCAACUUGCGAGCUACGACAAUUGGCCGGUGCGUGAACCGACCAGGGAUUCUCUCCCAAACAGCGCAAGCCUUUGUUCAAAUCGACAGCCCUGUUGAAGGGUCCUUUUCGAACAGCUGCAGGCGCGUCCCAAGACGCGCCAACGAUGGAGGGGACAAUUCCUUCAAAAUGGACAGAAGUCCCUUGCCGGAACAAAAUUUGGACAUCACCUUGAAACUGAAUGCUCCAUUAGACUACGAAAAGGAGAACCUGUACCACAUGUUCAUGGUUUGUGAAUACGCAAAAGUUGAAACAGACUUGGACACGAGAAAUCUCGUCUCUGUUGAGCUUUUGAUCAAAGUGGAAGGCGAACAAGAUACUCCACCGAUUUUCACUUACGCUCCUCCGCUGACUCGAGUCCCUGGAACUGUGAAACCCGGAGACGAGUUAGUUCGUGUGAAGGCGAAAGACGCAGAUUUAGGCCAAAACCCUCGGGAAAUCAGGUACUCUUUGUGGCAAUCCCCGGACAAUCCUUGGCUUCAAUUCUUCCACAUCGGAGAGAAAAAUGGUUCGGUGACAUUGAAAGCAAAGUUGGAUGAUCUGUUGGAAGCCGUCGAAAGCGAAUGCGUGGUUAUGCUGACGAUAGAAGCCGAGGAGUUGAUCACGUCCGAAACGGAUUUCAACAGUGCCAAUCAAGCAACCAAAACCACUAUCGGCUUCGUCAUGGACGAAGCGAGAGUCAGAAAUCCGCCCUCAUUUUCCACAGAAUCAAUAUUCGCAUCAGUCAAAGAGCAUUCACCCAGUGGAACCGAGGUGUUGUAUUCAGGAACCAACACGAGGCCAUACGUCAUCAACCCAAACGCAGAUGGAAGAUCAGUGGUUCAAGUGGCAAUUACAGACGACGACAAUGGAUUAUUCGAAGUCAGUCCGACGGUAAUGACUCAGGGAAUGCAAGACAUACAAAUCAGGGUCAAAGACAGCUCGAAACUCGACUACGAAAAGAUGACUGAAGCCACAUUCAAGUUGCUUGCCUACCGAGUCGGCAACGGAUUGUCAACAACUGUCACUACAGAAGUGACCGUAAAAAUCGAAGACGUCAACGACAACGCCCCGGUUUUUUCGAAAACAAGAUACUUCGCUCAGGUGCCAGAGGAUGCCAAAAGUGGCACUCAAAUUAUUCAGGCAAACGCGGACUCUCCAGACACGGCUUUUGGUCAAGUGCUGUUCACUCGACUUGACGGGCCAAAUUUGGAUAAAUUCAUUUUGGAACAAUCUUCUGGGAUCCUGAAAAUCGCCCGGAACCCAUUGCUGCAAUUUUCUUCCCCUGGCCCCAUCAUGAAACCUCGCAACAAAUCGAAGAUGCAUGAAGAAAGUCUUUCUGAAAUAAAUGUACGUUCCGAGUCCCCAAUCUUCGACCAGCUGACGAUCUAUUCAAACCCGGACGACGCUGCCAAAAGAAACCGCGGAGUCAAUGACAAUUACGUCAUUGUUUUGAUUGUGAAAGCUUUCGACAAAGGAAAUCCGAGCAUGUACUCGACAGUACCUGUGGAAAUCUACACUCAAGAAACCGUGGAAAGAACAUUGCGCUUUGUUCUACCUCAUUCAGUGGCACAAAUCAGAGGAAAUCAGACGGCAUUCGAACAAAUGUUGAAGGCCAUUUCAGGUGGACGCAGAGUGGAUAUUGUCAAUGUCGAUCCUUACAACGGAGACGCUGACGCUAGUUUGAACAACAUACCCGACGCUCCUUCGAAGGGGAAGAGCAUCGUUACAGCGAGUGUACUUCUACCUGUCAACGCAUUGGUGGACGUGGCUCAAAUUGUGAGCAGUGUCUCGCAGAGUGAACAAGAUCCAGAAGUGAGAGAACUUCGAGCAGCCAACACAGACCUUCUGGCGAUCAUCAUCGCACUGACAGUUAUCCUUCUGUUCAUCAUCAUCCUGCUGAUUAUCUGGCUGAUCAACAAGCGCAACAAAAUGAAGGAGAACGAGAAGGCCAUGCUGUUGAAGGACGAAGAGAGCAACAAUAAUAGCAACGGUGAAGCCCUGAAUUUGCGGCAGAGAAUCCAGCAAGUGUUUUCUCCAGGCACUUAUCAGCGCCCGAUAGGUAGAUCUUCUCCCGGUCGAGGUCGCGUCGGGAUCUGGUCUCCAACACACGGCGGUGGAGAUUCUUUGCCAGCAAGGGAGCGAAGGUAUCAAAGAGCCGCAGGCAACCAGCAACAGCAGAGCUCUUUGAUUCCUGGCAAGAGCAAUGGAAGACGGUUUUUCAUCGUCAGAGACGCUGAUGGAAUGGUCCGGGGGCCUGAAACGUUGCGUGAAGGAGAGCAAUACAUGUUGGAAGACAUCGAAGAUGAAGCAGGCACAGAAACCUUUCGACAAUACGAAUACGAGCGCGGAAGCCACGUGAACGUGUACGAAGAUGACCAGUACAGACAACAACACGAGGCAUUUUUCAUUGACCCCGAAUCAGGUCGUCGACACAGAUUCUCCCAAAUCGGCAACAGCCAGAUCCUCACACUCGUCACGCCGAAACGGGGACGUCGAGAAUCCGACGGGUUCCACGCUGACGACAGAGAAGGAUACCAUUCUUUGCCGUACAACAAUGACGAACGUCAAGGGAACUGGCGUCAAGCCAGAUCAGGUAGUGAUAGUCAAUUAAUCGUUCCACUGGAAGAGUAUCAACGGAAUCAACUUGCUUCCGGUUUGGACGAGCGGAUCGGCAAGGAAAUGAUCAUGAACCGGUUUAUGGAACAUCAGCAAAAUCAAGACGGCGUGGACGAAAAUGGAAGGAGACGUCGAAAGAUUCAUACACCGAUUGCUGAAGAAACUAUGAGCGCUCUAGAGCUGGAAAUGAGAGAUGGCCGAAUGACGAAAGAUGGCCGUCGUCGGUCGAACAGCGUCGGAAAGCAAAUGGGCGCCUUGGAGGAGGAAUCCGAAAGCAGGAUCGGAAUCGAAGAUAUCAACACGACAAAAUUAGAUCCCCCAGCGUCUCCUUUUGUCGGCUAUGUUCAUAACAAAGCCAGCAAACUUCGCCACAAGAGCAGCCUCGGAAGGCUUGACGAAGACGACAGUUUCCAUCACACGCACUUGACUCGAAACAGUCAGAGCGUCAUGUCAAUGUACCCUCCUGGUGAAAAUGCGUUGAUGCAAGGACAGCAAUUGUCGAGAAGAAACAGCAUCGCAGCCAUUGAAGGGAUUGCGAGACGUAGAAGCAGUGCGAGUGCAAGAGCAGAAUUGAGAAGAAAUAGUACGGUGGGAUUUGAAAAUGUCAAAUUCGGACCUUUGGACAGAAGCAUGAAUUACGACAGGUCGUGGUCCAACUCGGUGGAGCCAGAUGGCGACAGAUCCGAGAAGCGGCGCCACAACAGCGACCCGAACGACGCGAGAAUGGCGAAAAACAAUGACUACAUGCAGCAACAACAAGCGUCGUUUGACGACAGGAAACGUGGCAGCAGUGCCAAGGACUCGUUUUCUCCGGAAAAUCAUCGUCGGACGCGUCGUGAUUCGAGCUAUCAAGGUGGAUCACGAAGAAACGAUUGGUAUCUCGGGUCUGAUUCCGAAUCCCCACUUCGUAGGAAGUUGCAACAGCCGUCGGAAGAAGAGCAGCAGCACGCAAGAGUAGGGAGAAAAAGGUCGUCCACAGACGGAGGAACAGGAAUCGGAGUUUUGAAUUCCCCGAAGCAGCGAGACACGAAUCGCACAAAUCGUCAUGAUUAUGCACAAGACGCCUUUUACAGAAAUCGGUUGGAGCAGUCUGGGGCAAGACUGGAAAGUGCUUUGCAACAACAACAACAACAACAGCAACAGCAAAAAAAUUUGGAAAGAAGACAGAGCAAGGACACGAACGACAUAAUCGACAACAGCGAAGCCCGUCGCCGCCGGGCAUCCCGCGAAGCACGCCGCAUGGCCAGCGGCUCCAACAACAACAACAACAACGCGUCAGCAGCACUCGCCUACAACAAUAACAGGCUCAACGACGCGUCAUCCCUGUCACUGUCCGACAUCCGCGGCGAGGCUCAAAUCCGGGAACUCCGUCGUCGCCGCGACGAGGCCGUGUCACGCGACGGGAACCGCGGCGACCUAUUCGCUGACGAACUCCGUCGCGAGUCCGACCUGGAAAAGCGUCUCAAGAGCGCCGACAUUGUCGACGCAGCAGCUGCGAGACGAUCCCGCACGCGGCUCAACGACGCGUCAUCCCUGUCACUGUCCGACAUCCGCGGCGAGGCUCAAAUCCGGGAACUCCGUCGUCGCCGCGACGAGGCCGUGUCACGCGACGGGAACCGCGGCGACCUAUUCGCUGACGAACUCCGUCGCGAGUCCGACCUGGAAAAGCGUCUCAAGAGCGCCGACAUUGUCGACGCAGCAGCUGCGAGACGAUCCCGCACGCGGUCAUCCAACAACAACGAACAUCAUCAUCCCCGCUACGACGCCAGCAUCUCGGACGACGCCAAGAUCCUGAGACAGGCGCCUUCAGCUGGUGGCGGCGGCGGCGGCGGUGCGGGGCGGCGCAGGGGCUCCGUCGUGCCCGACAGCUCGGACUUGGCCGCCUUCCGAGCCCCGGAUACUGGUGCUGAGCAGGACCUGGACAGUGGGAUCUCGAGCAACGUCGGCGGCGGGGGCCGGCGACGCAAAAAGAGCCAGCAAAUGCUGGAGAAGAAAAGUGUCUUUACAAUCAAGUACGACGAUGUGCAGAAUAGACACUUCACAGACCUGUCGAAAAAUUCCCCGCAACAAACUCUGCUCUCGUGUUGGCAGUGA